AUGAGUGACGCUUCCCUCGACAGAGACGCAGUGGUGGCGAUCGCGGGCGGUGGCGACGGUCCGGGGACCUCGCCCCGCGCCGAUGAUGCAGCGCCAGCUCAACACCACGAGGCCGAGAUAACGACGGCGCUGCCACCGGGCGCGCACUGCGUGACCGACAGGCCUACUCCCGUCGGACAGGCAUCCACAGGCGAAGCUCCCACCCCCUUCUUCCAGGUCUACGUCUCCAAGCCAGCCGACUACCCUCACACGCGGUCGCGACUCCUCCUCCUCCUCACGGGCGGCACGGGCAUCAAGUCGGUCAACAACCAGAUCCAGGCGGACAGGUACGCGAGCGAGGGCUUCCUGGUCCUGAUGCCCGACAUGUUUGCGGGGGACGACGCGCCGGGAGCUACGGCCAUAACGGACGACUCGACCUCGAUACUGGAGCAGAUCAAGCUCAAGGCCGCCGAGAUGGCCAAGUCGUUCGUCAUCGAUAUGUGGCUGGCCCGCGUGACGCCCGACCGUGUCAUGCCGAUCCUGCGCAGGGUCAUCGAGGCCGCGCACGACCAGUACGGCGACGCCGUGCGCAACGGCGACGGCAUCUACGCCGUGGGGUACUGCGUCGGCGGACGCUUCGUCAUUCUCCUGGCCAGGGAGACGGCUCCGACCGCCGCUGCUGCGGCUGCUUCUGCUGCUGCUGCUGCUGGUGACGGCGGUGAUCAGGAGAGUGCCAAGCCCAAGACCGAGGGUCCAUAUAUCAGGGCCGGCGCCAUCGCCCACGCUGCCUCCGUUGCGCCCGAGGACUUUACCGACGUCAAGGUGCCGCUGAGCUUUGCCUGCGUCGAGGACGACCCGCUCUUCCCCGAUGCCGUACGCAUCCACGGAGAGGACCUCAUGGCGGAAUACGACUUGGAGCACGAGGUUCACGUAUACCCCGGUGUGCCGCACGGGUUUGCCGUCGUGGGCGAAUACACAGACUCUGCGAUCCGGUCCGCGCAGGCAACGGCGUACGAGCAGAUGCUAAGAUGGGUGCAAACGCAUUGA
Molecule: messenger RNA, 1026 nt
Organism: Geosmithia morbida
Lineage: Eukaryota; Fungi; Ascomycota; Sordariomycetes; Hypocreales; Bionectriaceae
Product: Dienelactone hydrolase
Exons: 4
Coding region: 1-1026 (341 amino acids)
Molecular function (GO): hydrolase activity
Source: RefSeq, a predicted model, not a curated record